This is a messenger RNA of Prosopis cineraria, 1209 nucleotides long. Its product is annotated as putative clathrin assembly protein At1g25240. The record is from RefSeq and is a predicted model, not a curated record. The transcript is spliced from 3 exons. Gene Ontology annotation, cellular component: clathrin-coated pit; clathrin-coated vesicle. NCBI's taxonomy places the organism in Eukaryota, Viridiplantae, Streptophyta, Magnoliopsida, Fabales, Fabaceae. Gene Ontology annotation, molecular function: SNARE binding; phosphatidylinositol-4,5-bisphosphate binding; clathrin heavy chain binding. The coding region runs from base 1 to 1209 and encodes 402 amino acids. Gene Ontology annotation, biological process: clathrin-dependent endocytosis; vesicle budding from membrane; clathrin coat assembly.
AUGAGGCUCUGGCAGAGACUCGCCGGAGCCCUAAAAGACAGGAACAGCGUAUGGGUGGCUCAGCUGUCUCGCCGCACCUCCUUCCGCAACCCCGAUCUGGAAGCCGCCAUCAUCAAAGCCACCAGCCACGAUCAACAUCGCAUCGAUUGCAAGAACGUCCAGCGCGUGUUCCAAUGGAUUCGCACCUCUCCUCUAUACCUCAGGCCCCUCGUCUGGGCUCUCGCCAUGCGAAUGCAAAAGACUCGAAGUUGGGUCGUCGCUCUCAAGGGCUUGAUGCUCAUGCACGGCAUUUAUUGUUGUAAUAUUGCCGUUAUUCAAAACAUGGGUCGAUUGCCCUUCGAUCUGUCCAAUUUCAGCGAUGAGCAUGCCAACCCGGACAGGGCUCGAAAUCCGCCUUUAUAUCCAUGGAAUUUCAGAGACAGAGCAAACAGGGCAAAAAAAACAGAGGACACGUUGAUGGAAGAAUUGGAGAAAUUGCAGGCGAUGCAAGAUUUGAUUGACAUGCUGCUUAAGAUUAAACCAGAGUACUUGAAUUUGCAGAAGGCUCUUAUUCUAGAAGCUAUGGAUUGCGUUAUCGUGGAGCUUUUCGACGUGUAUAGUAAAUUCUGCAAAGGGAUUGCCCGAGCUCUGUUGAGGAUAUAUGAUAUUGGCGGGAAGACGGAGGCUAGCGUUGGGCUUAAGGUUCUCCGGAAAGCAGCAAUCCAAAGCGGCCAGCUUUCUGCAUACUUUGAUUUCUGCAGGGAAAUUGGCGUGCUCAACGCUUCUCAAUGCCCCAAAAUGGAGCGAUUCCCUGAAGGGUAUAUCCAAGAUCUGGAGAGAAUCAUCAACGGGGCCGAUGAGAAGGAAAGCUUGAAGAGUGACAAGGAUGAAGGCAAGGCCAUGGUGUUCAAUGUGAAUGCCAUUGCCUGCAAGGAUGAACGCAAGGGAUCAGAUGGUAUGAAGACGGUGAUCACAAAAAAGUGGGAGGUUUUUGAUGAUGAAAUGGUGCUCCAUGAUGGAGCAAAAGCCACUUUCUCAACCAACCCUUUUGAAGAAUCAUAUUGCAUCGUUCCCUACCAAGCAGUUCAUAAGCAGAAAAGCGUAGACAGAAAGGUUCCAAGAUCUGACUUGCAAUUUCAUGUCUGUAGCAGAGUAUCGGGAGUCUUUUCAUCUGCUCUUGUUUUCUCCGUCGGUGUUAGGGAUGUUCCCGACAUGGAAUUUCCGUCGUGA